CGAUUGACAGCGUCUGCGAAUAUUUGUACUGAGGUUGCAAAAAACAUUGUAAAUUCCUGUAAGACUACGUAUAUUUGAGAAAUUUUUCGUAAAGUAAAAUACAAUUGAAAAUAAUUGAAGUUAGCUUUUUGUUCAUUAAAUUAAAAAAAUAUAUAGUAAAAUAUGACAGGCAUAGCUUCUUUAUCCACCGGCGUUAUAGAGCGCAUUAUGCGAGGCGAGGAAGUAGAAAAGCCUGUUUUGCAAAUUCUGGGAACAAAGAAAAUUACCGGCGGCGAAACCGAUCGUUUGCGUCUACUUAUUUCAGAUGGAAAAUUUAUCAACAGUUAUUCCAUGUUAGCAACUCAACUCAAUCAUUUGCAUGCGGAAGGCAAACUCUCGGAAUAUACUAUAGUGCGAGUUGACAAAUAUAUAACAUCGGUGGUCAACGGCAAAGAUGCCGGAAAGCGUGUGCUCAUAAUACUUGAAUUGAGUGUAUUGAAUCCGGGGACUGAAGUUGGUAAAAAGAUAGGUACACCAGUCUCGUAUACCGAAGAAGCCGCAGCACAAAGUAAAGCGAGUGCAAACAACAGUAAUGCUGCUACGAAACCUACGGCAACAAGUGCUGCAAAGAAAGCUGAUACCAAGCCAUCUCUUUACAACAACAAUAAUAACAACACUCUGAACCAAUCAUUGACCGCGGGUCUUACUCAUCCUAUCUCUAGCUUAAGUCCAUACCAGAAUAAAUGGGUUAUUAAGGCGCGUGUUACGGCAAAAGGUCCAAUGCGCACCUGGAGUAAUGCAAAGGGCGAAGGUAAACUUUUUAGCAUGGAUUUAAUGGAUGAAUCUGGAGAGAUACGCGCAACCGCGUUCCGUGAACAAGCUGAGAAAUAUUAUGAUAUAAUUGAAGUUGACCGCGUUUACUAUAUAUCGAAAUGCCAACUGAAGCCUGCUAACAAACAGUUUACCACGUUGAAAAAUGACUAUGAAAUGACACUAACUGGUGAAACUCAAAUCCAAGAAUGCGAGGAAGACGACAAUGAUAUACCGGAAAUUAAAUACGAUUUAGUUCCUAUAUCUCAAUUAGCGAACCUAGAGGCGCGUACGAGUGUCGAUACGAUUGGUAUUUGCAAAGACGUUGGUGAACUACAAACAUUUACCUCUCGCACUACCAAUAAGGAAUUCAAAAAACGUGAACUGACACUGGUUGACUCCAGCAAUGCUGCUGUGAAUUUAACAUUAUGGGGCGAAGAUGCGGUUAACUUCGAUGGCUACGUGCAACCAGUGAUUUUAGUUAAAGGUGCACGCGUGACUGAAUUUAAUGGCGGUAAAAGUAUAAGCAUGGGCAGUGGCUCGGUUAUGAAAAUAAACCCAGACAUACCGGAAGGUCAUAAGCUUCGUGGCUGGUUCGAUAACGGCGGCGGUGAACACAUUUCAAAUAUGAUUUCCACCAGAACCGGUGGUGCUGGCGGUGGUUAUAGCACCGAGUGGUUAACGUUUCACGAGGCACGCAGCCGGAAUUUGGGCUCUGGUGACAAGCCAGAUUAUUUCCAAUGCAAAGCUGUUGUGCAUAUAGUUAAAUGUCAGAAUGCAUUCUACAAGGCAUGUCCGCAAGCGGAUUGCAACAAGAAGGUUAUCGACGAGAAUAACGGACAUUAUCGUUGCGAGCGUUGUAAUGCCGUCUUCCCAAACUUCAAAUACAGGCUACUAAUUAAUAUGAGCAUUGGCGAUUGGACAUCAAAUCGUUGGGUUACUUGCUUCAGCGAAGUGGCUGAACAACUGUUGAAGCGUUCGUCACAGGAAAUCGGUGACCUACUCGAGAACAAUCCUCCAGAAGGUGAAGAUGUGCUCUCAUCAAUUAACUUCAAUUCGUAUAUAUUUAAAUUGCGCAGCAAAGUGGAACAGUUUGGUGACAUGCAACGUAAUAAGCUGACAGUUCAAUCUGUCGCACCAUUGGAUUACAAGGAAUACAAUAAGUAUUUGAUAAACAACCUUAAAGAGUUAACUGGCAUUAACAAAAAUUAAUUCAGCUUGGAAUUGUUUACGUGAAUAUUAUUUAUGUUUAUAUCUAUCUGUACAUGUUAAAUGUUAAUACAAACUUAUUUUUAAUUCUUAAA
Molecule: messenger RNA, 2093 nt
Organism: Bactrocera tryoni
Lineage: Eukaryota; Metazoa; Arthropoda; Insecta; Diptera; Tephritidae
Gene: RpA-70
Product: replication protein A 70 kDa DNA-binding subunit
Exons: 8
Coding region: 163-2001 (612 amino acids)
Biological process (GO): DNA repair; DNA recombination; DNA replication
Cellular component (GO): nucleus
Molecular function (GO): DNA binding
Source: RefSeq, a predicted model, not a curated record